AUGGUCAUGGCGGAAGGAACCGCUGUCUUGCGGAGAAAUCGCCCAGGAACUAAAUCCCAGGAUUUCUGCAACUGGCCGGAUGAGCCGUUUGACGACAUGGACAGCACGCUGGCCGUGCAGCAGUAUAUCCAGCAGAGCAUCCGGACGGACUGCACAGACAUCGACAAAAUUUUAGCGUCUCCGGAGGGGCAGGAUGAAGGAGUCUGGAAGUAUGAACAUCUUAGGCAAUUUUGUUUGGAGUUGAACGGCUUGGCGGCCAAACUACAGGUAGAGUGCCACCAAGAUACCUGCACACAGAUGACCGCAACAGGGCAGUGGAUGUUCCUCUGUUCUGCUCACAAGAUUCCUAAAGAGUGCCCGGCCAUCGACUACACCAGACACAUUUUGGAUGGCGCUGCAUACCUACUCAACAGUAACAAGUACUUCCCUAGCCGGGUCAGCAUUAAGGAAUCCUCAGUAGCCAAGCUGGCUUCAGUCUGUCGGCGAGUCUACAGAAUAUUCUCACAUGCCUACUUCCACCACCGCCAGAUUUUUGACAUGUAUGAGAACGAAACCUUCCUGUGCCAUCGGUUCACACGGUUUGUCAUUAAGUACAAUCUCAUAGCCAAGGACAACUUGAUAGUGCCCAUCAUGGUGGAUGAGACGGAGGCUGACACAGAGGUGGAGGGCGAAGCCUGAGGACCCCGACAUUUCUUCCUUUUCUCUCUCACGCAUACACACAAUAACCCCACUGGUUGACUAACACUCAACUCCGUUUUGUUUUCCACAUUAGCAUAAAAAUGUUUCUAAGGCAGCAGAAACAAAGCGGAAUAGGGUGAAAGUGCCUUUAAAUCAACCCUGGUCUCCGGUGAUUUCAUAUUUCCAAGCUGACAUUAACUGCUAAGGAUCAUGCUGAUGUGGGCACACAUGCUUUUAAAUAUCGGGACAGCGGGGAAGUUUGCUUCUGCCCCUCGCCUCUCUGUAGAGAAGCUUCUGUUUGGCUUAGUUACUGCUGUAACACAAUAUUUAUAUUGGUAUUAAGAUAUCUGUUUCAUCAAGUGUUCACGAGUAGUUUGUGCGGGGGAGUUGGGGCGGGUGUGCUCCUGUGCCCCAGUUAUGUAAAUACUCGGAAGACAAGUACAAUACCGCUUGGCACUGGUUGAGAUUACUUGAACACUUGUUUAUUGUUGUAUGUGAUGCAAAUUAGGGGUUUAUGGACUUCCUUCUAAUAAGAGCUUAUACAUAUUAUGUGAGGAAUUUUUUUUGGGUUCUGUGACUGAUUUAUGUCAAUUGUUGAGCACUGCCGUAGUAUUUUUUUAAUUAAGGAAUUGGAUUCCAUAUUCAUGUUAAGAAAUUAACUCAAAUGACACUGUAUUUUCUGUUACUUCCAUCCUUGGGGGAUAUGCAUUUGCAUUUUCUUAUUAAAAUAGCAGAUGCUUGGGGGGCGUCCGGGUGGCGUGGCAGUCUAUUCUGCUGCCUACCAACACAGGGAUCGCCAGUUCGAAUCCCCGUGUUACCUCCGGCUUGGUUGGGCGUCUCUACAGACACAGUUGGCCGUGUCUGCAGGUGGGAAGCCAGAUGUGGGUAUGUGUCCUGGUUGCCUGUUCGGGGGAACUGGGGGUUAUAGCGUGAUCGUUCCACGCGCUAUGUCCCCCUGGUGAAACUCCUCACUGUCAGGUGAAAGAAGCGGCUGGUGACUCCACAUGUACCAGAGGAGACUUGUGGUAGUCUGCAGCCCUCCACAGAUCACAGGGAGUAAGGCAGUGACCAGGGCGGCUCAGAAGAGUCAGGUAAUUGGCCGGAUAUAAUUGGGGGGGUGGGGACCCCCACCCCAAAAAAAUAUAUAUAUAUCAGAUGCUUAAUAUUUACAACCGUCUCACAUGUAUUUCCAAAACAAAUCUGACAUUUUGUCAUUUCCUGGUCUAUGAAGUGCCCUACCACUGUAAUAACAUCACAAUGUGUGAAAGAUUAAUCUUUGUCGGGGAGUUUAGUUUUAAAAUCCCCCCCCCCCCCCAUUUUUCUCCCCAAUUCUAUCCGGCCAAUUACCUGACUCUUCUGAGCCGUCCCGGUCGCUUCUCCACCCCCUCUGCCGAGCCGGGGAGGGCUGCAGACUACCACAUGCCUCGUCUGAUACAUGUGGAGUCACCAGCUGCUUGUUUUCCCCCGACAUAGGAGUUUCGCCAGGGGGACGUAGCGCAUGGGAGGCUCACACUAUUCCCCCCAGUUCCCUCUGCCCCGACCAGAGGAGGCGCUAGUGUAGGGACUAGGACACAUCCGGCUUCCCACCCACAGACAAGUGUGCGCGCGUAGGGACGCCCAACCAAGACGGAGGUAAUUUGAACGGGGAUUCCCAUGUUGGUAGGCAACGGACUAGACUGCUAUGCUUCCUGGACACCCCAUCUUAUCUUUUGUAGGGUAAUGUGUUAACUGCCUUGGUUUGAAAAAAAAAAAGUUUAUAAUGGAUUCCUUGGACACAAACUCAGGUGUAGUAAAACAUGUUAUAUACUUUUCUCAAGUUCUAGAUAAAUGUUGAGUUGUAGUUUUCCAGCUGCUGCUUAGCAGUCUUCACAGGACGCAAUUCAGCUUUAUUAAAUUGAGCUCUACUUC
Lampris incognitus (smalleye Pacific opah) is the source of this 2586-nucleotide messenger RNA. Its product is annotated as MOB-like protein phocein. The record is from RefSeq and is a predicted model, not a curated record. Gene Ontology annotation, cellular component: cytoplasm. The transcript has 8 exons. NCBI's taxonomy places the organism in Eukaryota, Metazoa, Chordata, Actinopteri, Lampriformes, Lampridae. Bases 1 to 678 code for a protein of 225 amino acids.